AUGUCGUUGUUAAACAUCACACAACUCAAAAAAGUUGCAGAAUUUUUUGGCCUUAUACAGAAACAGCCUGACUGGAGCCAGCUGCCGUACGACAUUUUGCUGCACGUCUUCCGUUACCUUAGCAACAGCGACAAGUACCACGCCGCCCUCACCUGCAAGUCCUGGCUCCGUCUACUCUCAGUGCCGUCCCUGCGGCAGUCCGGAGAUUUUGUUUUUAACUCCAAGAAUGAUGAGAAGGCCAUCAGUUUGGAAAUUGGUGGCUUAAGCGGAAAGUCAAGGUCAUUUUCAGAGGUCGCUCAACUCUUGACCCAAGUUUUGUACGACCAGCAGCAGCUUCGUGUCCUUGACCUCAGCAACAGCCAAAAGUCUGUCAACAACCGUGGCAAUGAUUGUUUUACCGUAAAUGAAGGUAUGAGACUGUUGAAUGCUGCUAGUAAAAACUGUGCCAACACGCUACAGAAACUUACGAUCUCGAGGUUCGUUAGCUUGGAAGAUAUUUACCCUAUUAACUUGAGAUUUCUUCCACAAUUUCGAAGCGCCAUCGCAGGUUUCAGCAAGUUGUCAGACCUGGACCUCAGCUACGGUUAUUUGGAAGAUGACCUGCUGUUCAGCUUAGCCACGACAACAAGUAGCCUGAAGGUGAUCACAGUUCGUGUAGACAAGCCCCCAAAUUUCGAGAGUAGCACCACCCCUGAAGCGUGGGAGGAUCUUACAGCGGCAUGUCCUGAGCUCCGAGUCCUAUUUUUCAUCAAACCCAUAACUGAGUCGUACUUCCAAGACACGACAUUGAUGCUAACACCAUCCAUGCCGCUCUAUCAAGUCAAGUGGAAAUCUGGCAGUGUCAUCGCUAUAGAGAACUUAGAGGAGUUCUUUCAACACGUGGGACAGAACUUUCAGGAAACUUUACAUCAUCUUUACCUACAAACUGAUGUUCGUCUAGACAUGGAAUGCAUUGAUGCGAUGUUCAAAAGUUUACAGCCGUGCACAAAUCUGGACACCUUGUCGCUAGGUUUGACCUGUGACAUGAGUGAUGACGAGGAGAUGUACACGACAGCCAUCAGAGAUGUCAUGACGCGAUGUCCGGUCUCAUGUGAUGUCAUACUGAACGGUCAAGCAGUCAAAUAA
Molecule: messenger RNA, 1125 nt
Organism: Physella acuta
Lineage: Eukaryota; Metazoa; Mollusca; Gastropoda; Physidae
Biological process (GO): positive regulation of protein ubiquitination
Molecular function (GO): protein binding
Source: RefSeq, a predicted model, not a curated record